This is a messenger RNA of Ostreococcus lucimarinus CCE9901, 828 nucleotides long. RefSeq lists its product with no specific name. Bases 1 to 828 code for a protein of 275 amino acids. The record is from RefSeq and is a predicted model, not a curated record. The transcript has 5 exons. Lineage: Eukaryota; Viridiplantae; Chlorophyta; Mamiellophyceae; Mamiellales; Bathycoccaceae.
AUGGCGCUUGACAUCGGCGCCAAGGAGCGGUGCGCUCGGGUGGUUCGCGUGGCCGGAGACGUGGCCGAUGAAAAAAUUUGGCAGAACGGAGAAAUACUUGAAGGAAGUAAGAUGGCUUUGUAUGCCGGAGUGAUGAUGUAUUUGGCCAAGAACUCCAAUCGAACGGACAAUAUUUCCGAAAGCGUUCAAGUCGUUGAGAAAUCGACGAAAAUUAACACUCAAGACGUCGAACCGGUGCUGGAAUUCUUCAAUUCUCCUAUGGCUUCGGUGUGCGUUUCGGUUUUGCAGGACGUGGUAUUAAAUAUUGCCGACUCCGUGGCGUGUGCUUACGUGACGUGUGCGCGUGAAAGCGGGCUACAAGCGCCUGUAAAUGGUGGAGUCGCACGUACGGAGGACACAGGAGCGGUCGUGCGCAUUCCACCGUUCAGAGACGCGUUGAGCGUUCGCUUGAAGAGCACACGUUCGUUGGAAAAAUUUCGAAAUGAAACAUCAUUGCGCACGUGGCUUGCACGCAAUUAUUACGACGUGGUCGCGAUGUACGAAGAUUGGCAUAAAUUGUGGGGCAUGAAUGCAAACGGCGAGCUCGUGACGAGGAAAAUUCACGUUUGUCGCCAGCCAGAGCUCGCAAAGGUGAAGGGAUUUCGUUUAGCUGUUUCUAUGAUAAUAGAACUCGCUGAUGUGAGCCUUCCCUUGUUCAGAAGCGCACUGAACAACUGCAGCCGGGUGGCUUCUUGGUUACUGGUGACAUUAAUUGGCCGUUCGCUUGGAUUGGUGUAUCGUGGAAUCAAAGAAAGCAUGGACCCUCAAAACAGAGUGAAAUUCACGUAG